Molecule: messenger RNA, 2881 nt
Organism: Vespula pensylvanica (western yellowjacket)
Lineage: Eukaryota; Metazoa; Arthropoda; Insecta; Hymenoptera; Vespidae
Product: GRAM domain-containing protein 2A-like
Exons: 8
Coding region: 232-2112 (626 amino acids)
Biological process (GO): intracellular sterol transport
Cellular component (GO): plasma membrane; endoplasmic reticulum membrane; endoplasmic reticulum-plasma membrane contact site
Molecular function (GO): sterol transfer activity; sterol binding
Source: RefSeq, a predicted model, not a curated record
GAGAGAGAGAGAGAGAGGGAGAGAGAGAGAGAGAGAAAGAAAGGCAUCCUCAGAAAUUUCUACCUGUGUGUUUAGUCGGCCGGCGGGUCGUAAGCCGAUCUCUCUCAUAUAUCGUCAUUCCAUUUUACUUUCUUUCAGUGAAACACAUAUCCACGUUUAGUAUCAUUCAUACGAAUAAUAAUAAUAAUAAUAAUAAUAAUAAUAAUAAUAACAAAGGAAGAGAGAAAAACGAUGGCAUUGGCAGAGGGUGAAACCAAUGGUGAGAUCAACAAUACUAAUGGUGGUAGCAAUCUUCGACGUGGUAGCAGUUUACGAUUACCUCCUGCAGCAUCUGUCGGUAGUGCAGAGAACGAGUUGGGCACGCAGUUACGUCGAGGGGGUUCCCUGAGGAUCCCACGAACAAGAACGGAGGAUAGAAGGACGUUGGUAGUUGAUAGUGCGAGUUCGUUGCGAGUACCGCGCGACAAAAGAUUGUCAUCCUCCUCACCUUUAACUAAUUCAUCAUCAUCAUCCUCGGAAGUGAACGGAAAAAACGGAGGAUGCGAGAGACCGGUACGACCCGCCAGGCGUUCGGCUUCAACAUUGGAUCAACCAGCACCCGAAUAUCUUGCCCGAAAUCUUCUUCAAUUAGGAUGUCCUGUUAUUUCUAUGCCUACACCUCGCGGCGGCGUUGGAUCGGAGCAUCCGCAGAGUAGCGACAGCGAUGAUUCCACCGCGACGCACAGCCAAAAUCAGGGUCAAGGUUACGGGCAUGGACAUUCUCAUGGACAGUUCGACUCUUAUACCGUGCCCAAAGUCCAAGUGUCGGGACCACCGAACCCUUCUGAAUCCUCCUCCGUCGUCAAUGGGUCUGCGGGGUCCAUAGGAGCACGUUCGGCGCCAAGUACACCGCUUCAAUCUACUACGCCUGGGGUACCGCAAACGGGCCAACAAUCGAUCAAUCCUUCUCAGCUUACUGUUGUUGCCAAUAUCCAAGUUCCCCAACCACCAAGAAGUCCGAGUCAUGCAGCAUUGAGAUGUAACGACAGUCAGCUAUCAAAGCCAUUGAGCAGGAGUACUCCAUCGAUGGCAGCCGGUGGUAUUGUUCAGACACCGGCGAAGAUCAGUAGAUCUUCAUCUAGAUCCUCGCCAUCGUCUACCAGUAGUGCAAGACAAAAGAAAUUUCAUCGGCAUUUUACUCAGUCCUCAAAAUUUCGACAUCAGGUAGCCGCGGAUGAACGUGUAUUAAACUACUACAGUUGUGCACUGGUGGGCGAUAUCCUACUUCAAGGUCACCUUUACAUAACACCGAAUUACUUCGCCUUCUAUAGCAACGUUUUCGGUUACGUUACAAAGCUGUUAAUACCAACGGCCUCGGUGUUGAAGAUCAGUAAAGAGAAGACGGCUAAGAUCAUUCCAAAUGCUGUCGCGGUAGCGACCGAGGAUGAGAGACACGUGUUCUGUUCUUUACUAUCGAGAGAUUCGACCUUCAAACUCAUGAAACAGGUUUGGGACGAGGCAAUAAUACCAAGAGCUUCACCGGACGUAUUACCUCUUCCCGAUGAAGCGAAAUUAUUACCACCGGAUACGUUGCUGGUCGACGAUUCGGAAGUUAAUCCUGAAGAAGAUGAUUCGAGUAUGUCAGAAAGUGGUACCGAUCAAACCGCUUCAAGACCACCGACUGUUUGUACCGAUACCGAUGGUUUAUCACCUACUAUUUCUAGACCAAGUCAUACUCCUGUUCCUAGUACCAGAGUGGAUUCAGUGACACCAUCGAUACCGAUCUCACCUAACAAAUCUCUUGGUACAUUUUUUGUUGGUGGAUUGAAGCCCGGCACAGUAAUCGCUAUAUUGGUUGUGGUCCUGGCAGCUUUGUAUGUUUCGGCUGCGAUGAUGAUGUUCCGCAUCGAUAGAUUGCAUACGGCAUAUCUAAAUCAUCCUCUUGUCUCACCGGAACAUUUUACGCAUGAUCGACUCUUGCAUUAUCUCAAUUCGAAUCUCGAUCAGAUAGCUAAGGUCCGGCAAAGUCUGCAAACAUUGUCGCAACAAUUUGUAGCAAUGAGUCAAGCCGGUGAAAGAGGAUCGGCAGCUGUAUCCGGAGGACCGAUAGAACCAGAAGAUGCGCCAAGUUAGCCCCCGGGGUGGAUAAAUAAUACUAAUAAUAUCAUUAAACCAAAUAAUUAUACAAAUACCCAUCGCCUUGUUAGCGUAUGAAACGUGUCUCGUUGUUUUCUUCAUGCGAGAUGAUUAUGGCGAUCACCGAAUGAUCAUUGAUGAUAAAAUAUUAUCGUUUAGCACCAUUACGAUUAGAACUUCCAACUAUAAAAAACAACAACAACAAAACAAGAAAAAAGAAGAACGGGAGCGUGGGCGGGGGAUGGGUGUUGAUAUUUGUAGGCAGUUUAGCCAUAAAAAAGAAGAAGAGUGAAUUUUUCGAUUUUAUGAUGAUUAUAUUCUCUCCUUAUAUAUAUAUAUAUGUAUAUGUAUAUAUAUAUAUAUGUAUGUAUAUGUAUGUAUGUAUAUGCUCUUCCCCAUAACCCCCACACCACACCCAUCACCGUCACCACGACAGUCCACUUCGCCUUUUAUUUUUUCUUUACAUUCUGGCGUUUUUUAUCGUUCGUCGUUACUCGUAAAUGGUUUUAUUAAAUAACUUAGAAAAAUUGUUAUGUAUAGAGAGAGAGGGGGGGGGGAGAGAAAGAGAGAGAAAACAUUUUUUAAUGCAAAUAAAAAUGACGAAAUGACGAGUCGAAAGAUGAAUGAAAAAAAAGAGCAAAGAGUAUGGAAGUAAAUGGUGGUGCUUUUUAACGGCGAACGAAAAAAGUGUUUUAUUUUUUAUUUAAACUAGUCACGCGUAACCAAGGCUCCCUGGUGCGAAAUAAAAUACAUAUGAACAAAAAGA